AUGUACAAAAGUUUCCUAUUUAGAAGGUUACCAUUAAAUUUAAUUAAACAUGAAUUUGUUUCUCAAGUGUAUGGAAUCCAAAAGGUUCCAUUGAAUAAUAGUCACCAAUGGGCUAGACAGCUUUCCAUAUCAUAUGUUUGCUGUAAGAAAAGGAGAUCGCCUGAAGAGAAGGAAGCAGAGAGUCAAGGCAGACAGUCAAUCAGGUAUUCCCCAAAAGGUGCUGAAGUUAUUGGCAUAUGGAGGAACAUGACUGUCCAAGAAAUUGCUAAUGUACUUCAUAAGGAUGUGGAUCAUGUACUAAAAGCCUUAGACUUUGCUGACAAGAAUUCUGAAGUAGCAUAUACAAAGGAUACUGUGAUACACAACCCACAGAUAAUUAGAGAUGUGGUCAAGAUAUCUGGCUGUAGGUUCAAGAUUGUGCCUAAGCCAGAACAGGAUUUGGAUGAAGAAGAGAAUAAAGACGCAGUACCAGCGCCGCCGGCUCCCCCUGAAGCACUCCGACCACGACCACCCGUGGUCUGUGUCAUGGGGCACGUCGACCACGGCAAGACUACACUGCUGGAUGCUCUCAGAGACACGUCUGUAGUCGAUCAAGAGUUUGGCGGGAUUACACAGCAUAUAGGAGCUUUUGAAGUACAACUAGCAUCAGGCGAGAAAGUAACAUUCCUAGACACGCCGGGUCACGCCGCGUUCACCGCGAUGCGGUCGCGCGGUGCGCACGCGACUGACAUCGUCGUACUUGUUGUGGCGGCCGAUGAUGGAGUCAUGGAGCAGACUGUCGAGUCUAUCAGGAUGGCCAGGGAGGCUAACGUACCAAUACUGGUGGCGAUCAACAAAAUCGACAAGCCAGGUGUGAACAUUGACCGAACAAUGCGCGCCCUAGCCACACAAGGCAUAGUUUGCGAAGCAUUAGGCGGUGAUAUCCAAGCGAUACCAGUAUCAGCGCUUAAGAAACAGAACCUAGACACGUUGGUAGAAGCACUGACGCUACAAGCUCAGCUCAUGGAACUGAAGGCGGAUCCUGGCGGUUACGUUGAAGGUGUCGUCAUCGAAGCUCAGCUGGAUCCGAGGACUGGCAAACAAGCAACAGUAUUAGUACAACGAGGAACGUUACGACGAGGGAGUAUCAUCGUGGCAGGUGCAGGAUGGGCUAAGGUGCGAGUAUUGAAUUCAGCAGAAGGUAGAGUGGUACAAGAAGCACCACCCUCAACUCCCGUGUCAGUGCUCGGCUGGAGAGAGCUGCCCUCUGCUGGGGACCAAGUUCUAGAAGUCAGCUCGGAGAAACGCGCCGGCGAGGUAAUGCGCUGGCGCCACACGCAGCGUAUGAAGGAGAAGCAGGCAGCCGACGUCGAGGUCAUCGCGGCCAAGGAGGCCUCGCACCAGCGCGCCUACUCGGCCCGCCUCGCACACAAGCGCGCGCUCGGCCGGUACAAGCUGCGCGCCGACGGCCCGCGACAGAAGAUGAUCCAGUACGACACGCAUCCCACGCUCACUGUCAUUGUCAAAGGUGACGUGGAUGGUUCAGUGGAAGCUAUACUGGACAUUCUGGAGACUUAUGACGAACAUGACAGGGUGAAGCUCGACUUGGUGCAUUUCGGAGUUGGACCUGUCACACCUAAUGAUUUGGAGACAGCAGAAGUAUUCAAGGCUGUGAUAUAUGCAUUCAAUGUAGACUGUCCGCCGGCUCUGACGGUGGAAGCCAAGAAGAAAAAGAUUCCAAUCAAACUCCACAAUAUCAUAUACCGACUGGUAGACGAUGUUAAAGAAGAAAUCAGCGCUAGGAUACCUAAGAGACUGGAGGAGGAGUUUGUAGGCGAAGCGAACGUGUUACAGCAGUUUAUAGUGACGGAGAAUAAGAAAAAAGUACCUGUAGCAGGGUGCCGGUGUGUUAAGGGGUCACUCGCCAAGAACGCGCUGUACAGGAUUAUAAGGGGACAGGAGGUCGUUUAUGAAGGUAAACUAGCAUCAAUGAAGCACUUAAAAGAUGAAGUUCCAACAAUAAAACGAGAUAUGGAAUGCGGGCUUCGUUUCGAGGAACCAUUCGACGUCCAGCCAGGAGACACAGUGGUCUGUUACAAAAUGGUAGAUGCGGCCGACACUACCGCGUGGGACCCCGGCUUCUAG
This is a messenger RNA of Spodoptera littoralis (African cotton leafworm), 2124 nucleotides long. The record is from the annotation of a GenBank genome assembly. NCBI's taxonomy places the organism in Eukaryota, Metazoa, Arthropoda, Insecta, Lepidoptera, Noctuidae.